This is a messenger RNA of Xenia sp. Carnegie-2017, 3709 nucleotides long. Its product is annotated as rho GTPase-activating protein 7-like. Gene Ontology annotation, molecular function: protein binding; GTPase activator activity; lipid binding. Lineage: Eukaryota; Metazoa; Cnidaria; Anthozoa; Malacalcyonacea; Xeniidae. The coding region runs from base 451 to 3105 and encodes 884 amino acids. Gene Ontology annotation, biological process: actin cytoskeleton organization; regulation of Rho protein signal transduction; signal transduction. The record is from RefSeq and is a predicted model, not a curated record. The transcript has 21 exons.
AUUAAUUACGUAGUUGGUGACGAAUACCAUUCUGGCGCAUAAUACAUCUGUUUGUAGAAAAAACAUUUCCAAAUCGAUUUCAGAAAAAAGUUAAACGAAAUUUAGGGAUCAACGAGGUUUGAAAAAGCUGCAUUGACUGCAGAACAUGAUUAAAUCAUUGUUUCGGCGGGAAAUCGAGCUGGGUGUCUGGUUAUUGAUAUGUUUUAUUUACCAGAGCAUAUGAUAAAAUAGCUUCAUCCUUGUACGAGAUUUUCAUGUUUGAAUUCUUCUGACAUCAAGUUUGUGAAAUCAGUAUCUUGUUUUCGUCGGAUUUGCUAUCUUGUUUUGAUAAACGAAGUAAUCAAAUAUUUGUCUGCGCAAGGGAAAACGCAAAUUGAACACGUGACUUUGCCAUUUCAUGUGUCAUGGAGUCCGUCACAAACGAAUGUAUAUAAAGUCCGUUUUCUACCAAUGCAUUCAAACUUUGAGAAUUUGAGGUGCACGAUGACCAAUUUGAAUCGUCGAGGAAGUUUAUCUGAAACAAGUAUUGAAAGAAGUUGUAUAGACAGCGUCUUUGUCGAAGAGGAAGAAACACUCGGUUAUAUCGCACGUGAUGACGGUUUGGUUAAUGGCCUCAUACCUCGCAUUUCAAUAUCUCUUACAUCACAGCCAGCCCCUAAAACUUGGGAGAAAAGAGAUCUUACAAGAAGUAGAUCAUUACCAGAUAAAAAUGAGAUUGCGUCUUCCAAAAGUAAUCGCCAUGAGCUGCCAGAGCUCGAAGCACUUGAAGCUUGUUACUGGUUAAGAGCCACGGGAUUUCCACAGUACGCGCAGAUGUAUGAAGAUUCCUUGUUUCCCAUCGAUAUUGCAGCAGUGGCUAAAGAUCACGAUUUUUUGGAUAAAGAUUCCAUCGAGGCAUUGUUCAGGAGACUACAAACACUUAACAACUGCGCAAAAUUGAAGCUUCAUCCAAGAAAGAUCGACGAGUACGAUUCCGACGACGAAGAGCUCAUUGCACUAAGUUCGAGGUGGAAACUGCAGAGAAAGAAUAGAAAAUGGUCUCGUAGAAAAAUAUCGGAUGAUACUCUAAAGGUUUCAAUUAAUGACAAUAAAACAUCUCCGAAAUCAUCUCGAACUAUUAUGCAUUCAAUAGAGAACCAUUCGAACCAUGAUAAUAUAAUUAAUAUUAAUCACAUCAACAACAAUGCAGCCUUAGAACUGCUAUAUUCGAGGUUAAAUGAGAGAAGACCAAGCUUAUACGAUAAUCUUUCCCCAAACAAUCAAACAACUACGAGGAAUUCGCUCGGUAAGUCAUCGCUAGCGAACGAUGACGUUAAUGAUUCGGAGGUUCGGUCGCCCAUGGCAAAAAGAAGACCAGGAAAUUCGUCUUCACAGUUUGCCAAAGAAGAUAUUCUUGGUUCUUCUCCCGAUGAUCAAUCAUCCGACGAAGAAGAUGUUUCCAACGAUUUAGAGUUGGUUAAAUCACUUAAUGAACAAGCUCCUAGAACGGAUAAACCAAAAGCAAAGAAAGCCAGAUGGCACAGUUUUCAAUAUUCGAAAAAUCCACGAAGAGACUCAACUCUACCUUCUCUAAAGAUAUCGAAUUUGUCUGCUGGUCAAUUGGCUGUCCUCAGGAAACUAUCAUUACUCAAGUUGACGGCUUUAAUUGAAAGAUAUUCAACAGUAACUAGGGGUUUAGGAUGGUCUGUUCCAAGGAUCUUCAAGAAAAUGAUCACUCCCGAUUAUAAAGGAAAGAAUGUAUUUGGAGUGCCAUUUUCUGUGAAUGUUCAACGUAGCGGUUAUUCGUUACCAAAAACUAUACUUUGUGCAAUACAUCACUUACGACAAACAGCACUCCAGUCCGUUGGAUUAUUUCGAAGAUCAGGUGGGAAACAGAGAAUACAUCAACUAAAAACCUUAAUGGAGAGUAAUCCUGAAAUGGACGACUUUCAAGAUUGGGCAAUAUUUGAUAUCGCAGAUGUGUUGAAGAUUUAUUUCCGAGAACUUCCUGAACCAUUACUUACCGUAAAAUUGGCUGACACAUUUUUAUCCAUACACCAGCAUGUUCCAAAAGAAUUAAGACUUGGGGCGAUGCAAGCAGUUGUACUUUUAAUGCCGGACGAAAACAGAGAGGCGUUGCAGAGUCUUUUACUUUUUUUACAUGAUGUAGCUCAACAAUCCAAUAUUAACCAGAUGACAGCAAGCAAUUUGGCAGUGUGCUUCGUUCCAGCCUUCUUUCAUCUCUGUGGUGCGUCCGAUGAUGUCCUAGGUGCUAAACGAGUAAAAAGACCUACGGUUAAUAAAGCAGCGAAGGAUUUGACCACUGGUCUGGACGCCCAAGAAUGUAUAACACAAAUGAUAACGGAAGUUCGAAAAUUAUUUGCUAUUCCACAAGAUACGAUGAUGAAGUGUAAAUUUUCUUACAUCGAGCAAGGCGAGCCAGUAGAUGUUGAAGAACUAGGAAAAGUAGAUGGCUGUACCGAUGAAGAUUAUCACAGUUAUCUUGAAACUUGCAUAGCUUCAAUACUUAAGGAAUCAAGACUAAAAUUCAAGAACUGGGUGUCACAUACUUGUCCUGAGACAAAUCUAUCUUCAAUUGAUAUCUCUUAUAAGAAAGUUCGAGAUGGUUAUCCUUUACGAUUAUGGAAAGCGACAGCAGAGAUCCAUGCCGAGCCAGAAGCUGUUAUGAAGAGAAUCGUUCACGACAGAAAACUGUGGGAUGAAGAUUUACUGUCGGAAAAAGUUCUUCGGGAGUUGACUGAAGACAUAGAUAUUUAUCAAUACAUCACAAGAACGUCAUUAUUACAUCCACCACGUGACCAUGUUGUUCUAAGAGCAUGGCGAUCGAAAAUCGACAAUGGAAAGUGCGUUAUUGCCACAACAUCUGUUGCUCAUACAUCAUCUGUGACAUCUGAGAGCAUUCGUACAACUGUGUUGGCCUCUAGAUACUUGAUUGAACCCAUUGACUGCAACAGAUCACGAUUAACUCACGUGUACAGAGUUGAUCUCAGGGGUCGUUCACCGGAAUGGUACCACGCUGCUAUGCCUGCGAUUCUCGCUAACGUUAUGCUAAAGUUGAAGAAAUCAUUUCUUGAUGAUGGAGGCAGUCAGGAAACGAAUGUUUAAUAUACAAGUAUGAAAACUUUACGCGUGUUAUGAAAUCUAAAUGGUGGACAAUGUUCGUCGUGAAAAAAGCUACUUCGUUCACAUAACCAUAAGCCUUUUGACUGGAGUCAAUAAAUAUUUUCGCUUAACACGUAAACAAUGAAAAGUACUUUUAUGUCAAUUAUGUACGAAUCUAUAAAUUGAACAGCAAACUUGGAGUUUGAAAUACGCCUUUUUUAAUUUCGCAUGUACAUGUCUUCUUAUGCUCAGAACUAACGUUAUAGAAUUAUCUAUUGUCUUGUGCAUUUAAAGUACAUUGUAGAAGGUCAACUGUGCGUGAGAUCGUCGUAGACAUUGCCAUCAAAACUAUGCAACCAAAAUGUAUUGUGAAGCGCAAUAACUUUGGUAAUUUUAAAAUAAUUAAAAAUUGAGUAAAUUGUAAUGACUUUUAUCGAUUCAUUAGAUCUCGCAUUAGACAUCUUUUGUUGUUUUUUUAUUAGCCGUGUGCAUGAAUAGGAUGAGUAACAUAAAUUUGGGCGUAAAGUUACUCUGCUAUUCAAGAAUGUAUGGAUAUGUUGUAACUAAAUUACUGAUUGUUUGAUUAUGCGACAAUUAAGAUUAAUGA